AUGGAACCAAUCAAAUCAUUAUUGGUUUUAUCAUUUUUGACAAUGGUCACCUUGUCAAUGUGCCAUCCAACAGCAACAAAUGGUCGUUUUUAUCGUAAUGAUGAUGCCAUUAUGGACUAUGAUGGAUAUCAAUUAAUUCGUAUUAAACCAAUGAAUAUGGAACAGAUUACAAUUCUUAAACAAUUGGAAAAUGAAUAUGAGAUGGAUUAUUGGAAUCCAAUCGUUAAUAAUGAACAUGAUCAACAACCAAUAAUGACAAUUAUUGAUCCACAACGUUUAGAAUUUCUAUCACAAUUAAAUCAAUCAAACAUUGAAUAUGAUAUACUAAUUCCCGAAAAUGCUGAAAAAAUUUCCAUCGGUUAUUCAUAUGAACAACGAAAUAUUAUGGGCAUUAAAAUUGUUAAUAAUAAACAGAAUAAUAGUAGCCAGAUAAUUUUUGUUGAAUGCGGUAUACAUGCACGUGAAUGGAUUUCACCAGCAUACUGUAUAUGGUUAGCUGGACAAUUAUUAACCAAUAAAAGAUUAUCAUCAUUGAAUGAACGUUAUCAAUUCAUUAUUAUACCAUCAUUGAAUGUUGAUGGCUAUGUAUUCACACAUACACAUCAACGAUUAUGGCGAAAAACACGAUCACGACAAUAUGGAACAAAUUGUAUUGGUGCCGAUCCAAAUCGAAACUGGGCUAUUUCAUGGUGUCAAAAAGGUUCAUCAUUAGAUCCAUGUCAAGAUACUUAUUGUGGUAGAGGUCCAUUUUCUGAAAUUGAAGUACGACAAAUGGCAAAUUUUGUACAUAGAUAUGAGGGUAAAAUUUUUGCCUAUUUUGCCAUCCAUAGCUAUAGUCAAUUAUGGAUGUUUCCAUAUGGAUAUACAGCAAGACGAGUGGAUAAUUAUAAUCAAUUGCGAAUAGCUUCUUUAGCUGCUGUCCAAUCAAUCCGUUCAUUGUUUGGUACCCAAUUUAAAUUCGGAUCAAUUGCUGAAAUUAUUUAUUCAGCAUCAGGUUCUAGUAUCGAUUAUGUAUACGAUUCAUUAAAUGUUAAAAAUACAUUCGCACUUGAACUUCGUGAUAAAGGUAGAUAUGGUUUUCAAUUACCGAAUUGGCAAAUUAUACCAACCUGUGUGGAAACAUUGGCCGGAAUGAGAACGGCAAUCGAUGUAUUGGAUGGAUUCUAAGAAAA
This is a messenger RNA of Dermatophagoides farinae (American house dust mite), 1172 nucleotides long. Its product is annotated as zinc carboxypeptidase. NCBI's taxonomy places the organism in Eukaryota, Metazoa, Arthropoda, Arachnida, Sarcoptiformes, Pyroglyphidae. Gene Ontology annotation, molecular function: metallocarboxypeptidase activity; zinc ion binding. Gene Ontology annotation, biological process: proteolysis. The record is from RefSeq and is a predicted model, not a curated record.